Cyprinus carpio (common carp) is the source of this 3349-nucleotide messenger RNA. RefSeq names its product T-box transcription factor 2a (gene tbx2a). Lineage: Eukaryota; Metazoa; Chordata; Actinopteri; Cypriniformes; Cyprinidae. Gene Ontology annotation, cellular component: nucleus. The record is from RefSeq and is a predicted model, not a curated record. Gene Ontology annotation, molecular function: RNA polymerase II cis-regulatory region sequence-specific DNA binding; DNA-binding transcription factor activity, RNA polymerase II-specific. Gene Ontology annotation, biological process: regulation of transcription by RNA polymerase II; cell fate specification; positive regulation of DNA-templated transcription.
AUUAGUACGGGGAACCAGUGAGAAGGGACAUGUAAGACAGACACAGUUACACAGUGGUCAGGGAAGAACCUACCAAUUCUACAUCAGUGCGCAGGAAUUUCGCAUCCUUGUUAUUGGGGCUGCUUUAGUUUCUGUAGUGGCUUGGACAGAAGGAAAGCUGUAAAUCUACACAGAAGUGUCAAUGUUGCUCUAUUGAAGGAUAUUAUCACUGUGCUGCAACUGGACAUCCCCUACGGAACAGCCAUUUCCUACCAGUCCUCUUCAACUACUGUGAAACCAACACUGUCUUUUUAAGAGCGCGACAGCCAGACGGACUUGCGCGAGUGACAGGCGCAGUUAUUUUAGAAUAUUAUAUUUUCAUCUGAUUUUGGAUGCACCGAUGAGAGAUCCAGUUUUCACAGCGAACGCUAUGGCUUAUCACCCUUUUCACGCGCACAGGCCGGCCGACUUUCCCAUGUCAGCUUUCCUUGCGGCGGCUCAACCCUCGUUCUUCCCAGCGCUCACUUUACCACCGGGUCUCAGUAAACCGCUGGCGGAUCAUGCGCUCUCCGGCGCGGCUGAGGCUGGCUUACACGCGGCACUUGGACAUCACCACCAGGCGGCUCAUCUCCGCUCCUUCAAGAGUCUAGAGCCAGAGGAGGAUGUUGAAGACGAUCCUAAAGUUACAUUAGAAGCUAAGGACCUUUGGGAUCAAUUCCACAAAAUUGGAACCGAAAUGGUUAUCACUAAAUCAGGAAGGAGAAUGUUUCCUCCGUUUAAAGUGCGCGUGAACGGCCUGGACAAAAAAGCAAAGUAUAUACUUUUGAUGGAUAUUGUUGCGGCAGACGACUGUCGGUACAAAUUUCACAACUCUCGAUGGAUGGUCGCAGGAAAGGCCGAUCCGGAGAUGCCCAAGCGAAUGUACAUUCACCCGGAUAGCCCAGCCACGGGUGAACAGUGGAUGGCAAAGCCUGUUGCUUUCCACAAACUUAAACUGACCAACAAUAUUUCGGAUAAACAUGGAUUUACCAUUCUAAAUUCGAUGCACAAAUACCAACCCAGGUUUCAUAUCGUUAGAGCCAACGAUAUUCUGAAGCUCCCUUAUAGCACCUUCAGGACAUAUGUAUUUCCUGAGACCGAUUUUAUAGCUGUCACUGCGUAUCAGCAUGACAAGAUCACACAACUGAAAAUCGAUCAUAAUCCAUUCGCGAAAGGAUUCAGAGACACGGGGAAUGGAAGAAGAGAAAAAAGAAAACAGUUAGCCCUGCCGUCAAUGCGCAUGUACGACGAUCAAUGCAAAGUCGAUCGAGAUGGAGGAGAUUCGGACGCCUCAUCUUGCGAACAAACUACUGGAAGGGAUUCAGUUCAUUCACCGAUUGGACCACCAUCAAGUCCACUUAAAUUCAACAGAUCCAUAGAUGACAAAAACUGCAAUGAAAGUGACAACGAACUUGACCAACAUGAUAAUGGAAUGAUCAGAGUCGGUAGUCCAGACCAGAGACCACGAUCACCAUUCAGCCCACACUGUGAGGACAGAGUCAACGAGAGAACUACCCCAGAAAAGAAGGGGGACUAUUCAGAUUCAAGGAAAGAAACUGACUCUGUCUUCAGCAUCAGGAACUUGGAGAAGGACAAACUGGAUAGCAGGAAUUUGAAAGAAUCAGAUACCGCCAAAAAGGAUGCAGACUCUGUGGGCCUGAGCACGGUCAAAGAUGGCUUUUCCCCUCUAAUGGUCCAAACAGAAAGCCCAUCACAUUUUAGUGCAAGUCACUUGCAAAGUCUAGCCCUCUCUGGUUUACACAAUCAGCAUUUCUUUAACCCACUGAGUACAGGACAACCACUCUUAUUUCACCCUGGGCAGUUUGCUAUGACUCCUAGUGCUUUCUCAACCAUGGGCAUGGGACACUUGUUAGCCUCAAUGUCUGGAGCAAGUGGACUAGAGAAUGGCAGCCUCUCCUCUCAGAGCACCAGUUCACCCAACCCUUUCCCAUUCCACUUAUCACAACAUAUGCUUGCAUCUCAGGGUAUCUCCAUGCCACCGUUCGGGGGACUGCUACCCUACCCGUACACGUACAUGGCGGCUGCAGCCGCAGCGGCCUCCGCUCUCCCCGCCGGCGUCGCCGCCUCCACCCUCAGCCGGAACCCCUUUCUCAGCAGCGCUCGGCCAAGGCUGCGAUUCAGCCCCUAUCAGAUCCCCGUGUCUGUUCCUCAGAGCUCCGGUCUGCUCACCACCGACGUACCGAGCGCUCUGAGCGCGGAGUCAGAGUCAUCGAAGUCAGGCAGCAGGGAAAGCAGUCCUAUAUCUGAACACCACAGCCAUAAAACCGGAAGCGGCCAGAACAAGGGAUCUCCCAAAUCUUCAGGGACGGAUUCCGUUAACGAAUUGCAGAACAUACAAAGAUUAGUCCGCGGACUGGAGAAACACAGAGACGUGUCACCCCGUAGCGAUUCACCAAACUGACCCCACGAACAUAACCAUUCGCUGUUUCUAAUUGCAUAAUUAUGCUUCAGUGAAAAAAGGUCAAAGUUUGAUGAUGAAGUUAUGGCUCGGACAUUGGAACAACCCUCAUCAUACCUGGAUCUUGAAGAGAACUGUAACAUAGGCCUAUGUUACGCCCACUUUUUGGAUCUACAAGGCAUUCUGAUUUCAUUCACCCUUGAUUUGGCGAAGAAAUUAUACUAUGAAAAAAUAAAACGCAAAUCCCUGGACUGUUCUUUUUUCUGUUUGAAUUUGGUUAUCAUGUAAUAUCCAAACAAUUUUUGGCCCAAAUUUUUCAGUGUAUUUUGAAAAAGGACUGCAAACGCAACAGUCUCUGACAACAUCUAAGGAUGCUCAACGUUCAAGUUGCUUAUUGUGUUGGGCCCCGUUUUUCUAAUUAUUUAUGAUAAUAAAAGUAAAACACGUAGCCUAUGUAAAUAAUGUUAAUGGACUGAAGGAGACGGAUUUUAAUUUAUUUAAAAUUGUACAUUGGUGUGUAAAUACUAUUAGGUCUCGAUUUGUUACAUUUAUAUAUAUUUUCCCAUUUACAAAUAUGAAUAUUAUCUAGCGCUUGAUAGCAGGAAACGAAUGUGUUAUGUUUGUGAUAUCCUGCCAGAUACGUAAAGGAAAAGCCACUGUAAAUCUAAAUCUCUGGUGAUACAUUUCAAAGCUGUUUCAUUUGUAGCUAAAUUCAACAAAAGAUGUUUAAAUGUAAUGAUGGUCCAUAGGCAGGGACAACUCAGGUUUCUUUCUAAUCAUGCAUUGAGAAGGUCAUUGUGUAGUUUCUCUUAUGAGAGCUUAUCUGUUUAAACAUCUCGGUGCUGGAUUUUCGGGUAAUUGAGCGAUUUUGUUGCAUUCUCUCAGUUUCAAUAAAACGAAAGUGUUCAUUUA